AGGAUGUUCGUGAAGCCAGAGAGCCUGGAGCUGAAGGAGGAGGAAGCGGCGCUGCUGCUGGCAGCCCGCCCGUCGCCCGCCUCCUCCGCCGCCGCCUCCCUCACGCCCUUCUCCUCCGGCUCCGAAGGGGAGGACGACGACGACGAAGAGGAGGAGGAGGCGGAGGAAACGUGCCAGCCCCUCUCCCCGGCAGCGGCGGUGGGCCGGGCAGGCGAGGGCUCGGAACUGGGCGUGGGCGAGCAGCUCCCCCUGCGCCACCUGACGCUCAGUCGAGCGGGCUGCAAGCGGCGGGCGGGCCGGGCGCGGAGCGGCUGUCGGGCGGCCAAGACAGCGGAGACGGUGCAGCGGCUGAAGAAGAGCCGGCGCCUGAAGGCCAACAACCGCGAGCGAAACCGCAUGCACAACCUGAACGCGGCGCUGGAUGCCCUGCGCGAGGUGCUGCCCACCUUCCCCGAGGACGCCAAGCUCACCAAGAUCGAGACGCUCCGCUUCGCCCACAACUACAUCUGGGCCCUCACCGAGACCCUCCGCCUGGCCGACCACCCUUGCGGGGCCGCCUUCUCCCAGGCCCUGCUGCUGCACCAGGCCGCCGCCGCCGCCCCAGACACCAGCCCUUCGCCCGCGCCCUCCGCCUCCUCCUGGAGCUGCACCACCAGCCCCGCGCCCUCCGCAGCCUCCUCCGCCUCGGCCGCCUCCUACAGCUGCGCCUUGUCGCCCGCCAGCCCCGCCAGCUCGGCCUCGGAGCUCGACUACUGGCCGCCGCCGCCGCCCCCCGAGCAGCAGCCCCGCUUCGCCCUGGCCAGAGGAGAGCUGAUCUGA
This is a messenger RNA of Heteronotia binoei (common prickly gecko), 819 nucleotides long. RefSeq names its product neurogenin 2 (gene NEUROG2). The transcript has a single exon. Gene Ontology annotation, molecular function: protein dimerization activity. Lineage: Eukaryota; Metazoa; Chordata; Lepidosauria; Squamata; Gekkonidae. Bases 4 to 819 code for a protein of 271 amino acids. The record is from RefSeq and is a predicted model, not a curated record.